CACGCAGGCGUACAAUGUAGAAUUUUCGAGUAAUUUCCACGGGCGGUCGUCUGUACACAAAAGUCCCGCGGAAGACGCUACGGAACUUCAGUAUUUUGCCUGAAGAAGGCUUAUUUUUUUCGCCAGGUCCGAGCUCAACAGGCAGAGACAAUGUUUGGAGGCUCUAUGUUUGACGAAGAUCCGUUCUUCGCUGGGGCCCGGGAACACAUGCGUGCAAUGGACCAGAUGUUCUCUGGGUUCGGGAUGGGGAGGACUGCGUUCCACGAUCCCUUCCUGAGCAUCACGGACGGACACGGGACCAGGGGCCAGCGUCACCACGGUCAUGGCGUUGGCAGGGAGGUGGACAUGUACAGGGACAGGAGACCUGGAGAUUCCCACCGUACACGUGUGAGCGUCAGUUUGCUACGUGAUCCCUUCUUCCUCAGGCCAUUUUCUAUGAUGGACCAGAUGAUGUCCAACAUGCACAGCAUGAUGGGAAACAUGCACAGGAACUUUAACAUGCAGUCUCCACAGUUAGCAGGGAUGCCCACUCUUCAUCAACAAAUGGCCCACGGUGCCCAGAAUGACCCCAACUGUUACUCCUACUCUUCGUCCAACUUCUACUCCUACUCCAACACUGGGAAUGGUCCACCCAGGGUGUACCAGGCCAGCUCCUCAACACGCAAUGCACCCGGAGGGGUGAAAGAGACAAGAAGAACGGUGAGAGAUUCAGAGGCUGGUUUGCAGAAAAUGGCCAUUGGUCAUCAUCUGGGGGAACGAGCCCACAUUGUGGAGAGAUCCCGGGACAGACAUGGAGAGGAGGAGAAACAGGACUACAUCAAUAUGGAUGAAGCCGACAGAGACGCUUUCAACCAGGAGUGGCAGCAGCGGGCUAACGUGGGCGCGCCGCGGGUCGGUUACCAUGGAGACAGGGACCGGGCGGGGCGACGUCACCGUGACAGACAGCAGUACAGACGAGGCCGUCAGGAGGAGGAGGACCUCAUCCCUGCUAACGCCCUCCCUGCUCCAGGGGAUGACAGAGUGCGACCCCAGCCUGCUGCUGCCGAGGCGCGUGCACCACAAGCAGAGUACCACCCCCCAACUCCGCCCCGCCCCAAAGGACCAUCAGAUGGGGGGAGAAAGCGCGACGCUGGAAACACAGGAUACGAAAAGCCACGGAAGAAGUAAUCUCUUUGGAAGACGGAUACUUUGUGGUGUAAAUGCGAGCCCUGUCAUUGCUUGAAGUUUGUUUCAGUGUUGUACACAGAAACGGUUAUCAAGACUAUUUUCUUUUCAUGGUUAUUCAUUUCAUCUGAAAAUGUGGUCAAUAGAAAAAAAAAUUGAAGAUUCAACCAGAGCUUUGUACUUCAUAAGCCUACAUUACUUUGGAAGAAGGAUCAACAUGAUGAUAACUGUUAUAAUGAUAUCAUAUGAUGAUGAUGAAUCUUGAAUUACAAUGUCUUGCUUUCUGUGACAAUUCUCAAUGUUGUCUACUGUUGUAUGUGUGUACUUGGAGUUGGAGUAUUUGCUUCUCAAAUUCCUUCCAGGUUUAACUUAUUAUGAGAAAAGGGAAGUGUUUUUUUGUUGUUUUUGAUCUCUGAGAAGCCAUGAUGUUAGCAUGACUUUUGAAACAGUAGGAACCAGAAGAGAAGAAUUAUGAAAUGAUGCCACUUCAUGAACAGAAUGUUUGACUACCUUUGCCACUGUGUGGUCCUUUUCCCAGUCAAGUCUUGUACACUAGUGAUGGAUCUUGUAUGAACAGCAUAAGUGAAGAAAAAAAAAUCCUUGAAAGAAUAAAAGCACUCAGACCUUGUACAAGAUUGCCUUAAGGUUUGUAAGUUGUGCCUGUCAUAGUCUGUGACAGUCUUUUGGAAACAAAAUGACACAUUAUGUUGCUGGAUACCAUGUUUAUAAAAGAUGUAAAUCAUGUAUGCCACUAUUGCCAGGUUAAUAGUACAUGUGUUUAGAUAUAGUGAUACCCAUGUUGAAUCAUCGCAAAGUGUUGCUUACCGCAGGUCUUUUUUCUCAUAAAAUUAACCUGAGAACAUACCAUAAAACUUCCCGUUUUAUAUGUGAAUUGCCAUAUAGCUUUGCAUGGCUUUGCAAGGGGUGUACUGUGUUAUAUUUAUGUAUAAGGACUAUAGAAACUGAAUCAGUUAUGGCUCAACAGUUUUGAUUCUUUGAUUCAUGUAGUAUGGUAGUUAGUAGGAGUUUCAGCUUGUUGUACUAACAGUACAUGUACUUACUAUGGAAACAUUGUGUUUUAUUUAGUAGUUAUACCCAGUUAUUGUUGACUGCAGGUUUCACUAUUUUGUGUACAUUUUGACAUAGGCUGAUUAUUGCCAACAAAUAAGUUAUGCUGCAGUUCAGUUGUACAUGUAUCUACAGAGAAAAAGUUUCAAACAAAAAUGUUUUAAGUUAUAAGCUGGUGUUUGUGGCACUAUGUAGCACACAUGUUGUACUAUAUUGGUGAAUACGGAGAAAAUAAAGUGUCAGAAGAUAUG
Molecule: messenger RNA, 2483 nt
Organism: Branchiostoma belcheri (Belcher's lancelet)
Lineage: Eukaryota; Metazoa; Chordata; Leptocardii; Amphioxiformes; Branchiostomatidae
Product: myeloid leukemia factor 1-like
Exons: 10
Coding region: 151-1167 (338 amino acids)
Biological process (GO): regulation of DNA-templated transcription
Cellular component (GO): cytoplasm; nucleus
Source: RefSeq, a predicted model, not a curated record